AUGGAUAGAGUUGUGAACAGCAUAGUUGCACAGUCGAACGAAUGGAUCAAGUUUCCAAAUACCAACCAUGAACUGAUGAAGGCCAAGCGGAUAUGGCUAAGCAUGUAUGAAUUUCCAACAGCAAUUGGUGUAAUUGAUUGUACACAUAUAGGAAUUCUGAUACCAAAUCGCCAUGGAGAUGAGUAUAUCAACCGAAAAGGGAAAUCUACUUUAAAUGUGCAAGCCACUUGUGACGCCAGAGAUAUGUUCACAAGUGUUGAUGUCAGUUGGUCUGGAUCAGUGCAUGAUUCCAGAAUCUGGAGAAAUUCACAGACUAGAUCACAACUAAUAAAUAUAGCAAAUGUUGUACUACUUGGCGAUGACGGUUAUGGUAUUGAGCUAUGCCUUAUGACUUCGUUCAGAAAUCCUACUCCAGGUGCAGAAAUAAAUUACAAUAAGCUUUUAAAACAAGAAAGAGUUAUAAUUGAACGCUGUUUCGGCCAACUGAAACGCCGGUUCCUAUCCUACAGUAUGUUUGCUGCGUAA
Molecule: messenger RNA, 525 nt
Organism: Acanthoscelides obtectus
Lineage: Eukaryota; Metazoa; Arthropoda; Insecta; Coleoptera; Chrysomelidae
Source: the annotation of a GenBank genome assembly